AUGGUAUUAACAGCUGUGCUGUCUAUGGCUCGCUAUAUUGGCGACAUAGAUGAUUGGGAUUUUGUCGAUCGCUUGCAUAGCUAUUUCACUACUAACAUUCUUAUCGCAUUUUCUGUCCUCGUUAGCUUUAAACAGUUUGGUGGAAAACCGGUGGAAUGUUUGGUACCUGAUAUUUUUAGUGGAUCGUGGGAACAGUAUGCAGAGAAUUAUUGUUGGGCUCAAGAUACGUACUAUAUACCGAUACGUGAAGUGGUUGCCGGUAUACCAACCACGGAUAAAAAACAACGACGUAUAUCUUACUACCAAUGGGUACCAUUCUUUUUGUUAGUUGAAGCAGCCUGUUUUCGAUUGCCUAGUCUUGUGUGGAAAUAUAUGGCUGGACAUUCUGGUAUUAAAUUGCAUGAAAUUGUUAAGUUGUCAUCGGAUCCGAACAACAUCAAACCAGAAAUUAAAAAAACCAAUAUUAAAUCACUUACUCUGCACUUACAUGGAGCUUUAAGGUUUCAUCGAAGAUUGCGAAAGAAACAGAUUCGUCCUCAUCGUUAUUUAAGAUUCUUCAAUAUACCUUAUACAUCUUCAUUUGUCACUUAUACAUAUGUAUUUACUAAACUCCUUUAUCUGGUCAAUGCGUAUAUUCAGUUAUUAAUCAUGAACAGAUUUCUUGAAACAGACCGUUACAACUGGUAUGGAUUGGGGGCAGUACUUGAUCUUCUUAAUGGCACAACAUGGGAGCAGUCAGGGAUGUUUCCACGAGUGUCAUUAUGUGAUUUUGACGUUCGCGUGAUGGGAAAUAUUCAAGAGCACACCAUACAAUGUGUCCUCGUUAUCAAUAUUUUCAAUGAGAAAAUUUUUAUAUUUUUAUGGUUUUGGUACUUGGCUUUAAUAAUUUUUACAACUGGCAGUCUAAUAUUCUGGAUUGCUGUAUGUCUAGUGCCCUAUCCUAAUCGGGAUUUUGUUAUUCGUCAUCUAGAAAUGAGUGAAUUACCUUUCGAUGCUCAAGAAAAUUAUGAGGAUGUGGAACGAUUCAUAAAUAUCUAUCUAAAAAGUGAUGGUAUGUUUGUAAUCCGGAUGAUAACACUUCAUUCUGGUGUUAUUUUUGGUAAUGAAUUGAUAUUUGCGUUAUGGAAAUCAUAUUUUGGUAUUGAACCGCUUAUGCGGCGCAGCAGCUCUUUCCCAGCUAGCGCUACAAUAUGGUCACCACCUUCAGAAAAACAGCUUGGCGAUUUUGAUCUGAGUGUGUUCGAUAAUGAUUCUAACUUUAAAUUUCUCCAAAAAAAAAUUAAUGAAAAUAAGAAUAGUCGAAAUACGAUGGAGACAAUGUUAGAUGCCACGAAAAAUGAAGAAAAUCCACUGUUACCGACAGAAGAGUCAACUAUUCCCACACAGACCUUCAGAAGCAAUUGUCCGAAAAGACUAGUAAACAAUGAAAGUCAUUUAAUUCAACGUACUGCUGUUUCAUCUCACCCAUCUUCUGCUUUCAACAAUCCUGCGGAAAGACUGUAA
Molecule: messenger RNA, 1503 nt
Organism: Cercopithifilaria johnstoni
Lineage: Eukaryota; Metazoa; Nematoda; Chromadorea; Rhabditida; Onchocercidae
Source: the annotation of a GenBank genome assembly